Messenger RNA from Symbiodinium necroappetens, 539 nucleotides. The record is from the annotation of a GenBank genome assembly. NCBI's taxonomy places the organism in Eukaryota, Dinophyceae, Suessiales, Symbiodiniaceae.
AUGGAUCUAAAGCCCCUGGAGCGAACUCGUCUUGAGAAGGAUUUGCGCACGAGGACAGGCAAGGCCACGCAGCCGCAAACCACGGCGGGCUCAUCGAUUCCGGCGCUGCAAGUUUCGAAGUCCUCUGUGCAAGAUUUUCAACCUGCAAUGCGGACCAGGCCAUCAGAGACAUGCUUCGGACCUCCAGAGAACCCCCUCUUGUACACUUUGUUGGAGGAGAUCGGUUUUGGAGUCACCUCGAAGGUGUACAAGUGCAAGCGUGGACAGGAGAUCUUUGCGGUAAAGGCAAUAAGCCUGAAGAAACUGCGUCAUCAACCGGGCUUCUCGCGAGUCUCCGACAGGCUGCAUCAGGAGAUUGAAAUUCUCCUAUCGUUGAAGCACGAGCGUGUCGUGAAGCUGGUGGAUGUUGUCGAAGAGUUCGACUACCUGUAUCUGAUUAUGGAGCUGGUCUCUGGCGGCGAACUGGGCGAGUGGAUUGUUAAGAAGGGCUCUUUCCCUGAAAACAUGGCUCGACACGUCUUCGUGCAACUGGUGGAAGG